AUGUCUCUCACGACGUCGACAUCGCCUGCUUCGCCAUCAGCCCCCACGACGUCCAGCGAGAAGACUGGAUCAGGGCUGAUCAAAUUUGAACCCGCGAAGAUGACAUGGCGGUGGUGGCAAUUCCAAUAUCGGAAUUACGUAAAACUCCGGAAGAUCACGGACAUUGAAGACCAGAAGUGUCUCUUAUUGGACGCCCUCGGCAUCGACGCUGGAGAAAUGCUGUUCUCCAUGUGUCUUCCGGGCAAUCCAGACGACUUCACGGUUGCCCAGAUCGUGGACAAGCUUGAGCACGCCUACGUGAAAAAGACAAACGCUGCAACCGAGUGGGCCAACUACUUUAAGUUACGGCAAGAGGCCGGCGAGACCUUGCUGGACUUUUCAAACCGCCUGCGACGAAAGGCGCUUCCCUGCGCAUUUCCAGCCGACGUGCUCGAGAAGAACAUGUCGGCGACCUUUCUAAACGGAAUCUCCAGCGACGCUACGCGCCAGCAUCUACAGUCGCAAACUUACAACACACUCGAAAAAGCUCUUGAGAUAUGUGAAGAAUAUGAGCUGCGCAAGUCCAACAAGAAAGGUCAGACAGCGCCGGAUGUGACGCGCGUCGACAAUGCCCGGAGUGGCGGGGGCGGUGCCAGCAGAGGACGCGGUCGUGGACGCGGCAGCAUGCAGAACCGUAGCAGCCGUCCUGACCGAAAGCCAGCUACCGCGAGAGAUGCGUGCGAUGGAUGUGGCUCCAUGCAGCACGAGAGGUCACAGUGCUGGGCGAAAGAUCUUGCCUGCAAAAACUGCGGUAAAAAAGGGCACAUCGCGAAGGUGUGUCGGAGCGGAAAGCAACCUGCAGCGCAGCAGCGAAGAGAUGGGCGGCGGACAUUUCUGGUGGAGGAGGAAUUCGACGUCCUGUCCGUAGACACGACGGAUGGACGAUCCAUCCACGUACCAGUCAUCGGUACUGCAACCGUGGAAGUCGCCCACGCACGCACUUGCAAGUCACUGCCGAUUGUGGUGGUGGCCAAAGAAGGCAACGUCCUGGGAAGGGACUGGAUCCGCGCCUUGGACCUCAGCCGACUGAGUCUGCGGGAUUUGCAGUCGACUAUGGUGUCCACAGUUUCCGGCACGCUGGAGGUGGAACAGUUGCUGAAGAAGCGCAGCGCUGUUUUCCGGGACGAACUGGGCCAUUGUAAACAUUACAAGGCUCACCUGCACUUAAAGCCGGGCGCGACGCCUGUAUUCCGGAAAGCCAGACCGGUCCCGUUUGCUUUUCGCGAAGCACUGGAGCGCGACCUGGAUCGCCUGGUGGAGAGAGGCAUCCUUACACCAGUAAAACGGGCCAACUGGGCAGCAGUGGUGACGGCGCAGAAACGGGCUCGAGACAUCCGUACCUGUGCCGACCUUAGCACGGGACUCAACGACGCUCUCGACGUCCAGCAGUACCCACUGCCGACGCCCGAUGAGCUGUUUGCGAAACUGAACGGAGGAAAGCAGUUCAGUACGUUGGAUCUGGCGGAAGCGUACGCCCAGGUGGAGCUCGAUGAGGAGAGCAAGAACCUGGUGGUAAUAAACACGCACAAAGGGUUGUUCCGGUACAACCGACUGCCCUUCGGUGUCGCCUGCUGUCCCUCCGUGUUCCAGCAGAUCAUGGAAAGCGCCCUCCAGGGAUGCGAGGGUGUCGCCGUUUACCUCGAUGACAUCAUCGUCACCGGGGCGACGGAAGAGGAGCACCUCCGGAACCUGGAGAAGGUCCUCCAACGUCUGGAAGAGCACGCGAGGGUGUCGCCAUUUACCUCGAUGACAUCAUCGUCACUGGGGCGACGGAAGAGUAGCACCUCCGGAACCUGA
Molecule: messenger RNA, 1836 nt
Organism: Paramacrobiotus metropolitanus
Lineage: Eukaryota; Metazoa; Tardigrada; Eutardigrada; Parachela; Macrobiotidae
Exons: 2
Coding region: 1-1836 (611 amino acids)
Molecular function (GO): nucleic acid binding; zinc ion binding
Source: RefSeq, a predicted model, not a curated record